UCUGGGAACUCUCUCUCGCUCUUCCAAGUUCCCCGUUCCCAAAUAAUAACUGCGCAACAACCAGACACAUUUCUUCAGUCUACAGGAGCAGGCAGGAUGGCUCUCACAAUCUCCAAGACUGAGGGCAGCACUGUAAUCACUUUGACCUCUGACCCCCAAAGUGUUUGUCCUCCUCUGUACCAAAUCCUCAAAAACCUGUGCUGCAGCCCAAUUUGCUGCUCUGUGUCCCAGCACCUGAGAAGGCUCCAGAACACCUCUCAGACAGUACUGGGGACUCUGCAGAUUAUGGUUGGGCUGCUCAACAUCGGCAUUGGUGCGAUCUUUGCUUUUCCUCCUAUUUGGGAUAUGUCCGAGUUUUACUUUUGGUUGGGAGCAUUGUUCAUGUUGUUUGGCAUCGUUUCCAUUUUGUCUGAGAAGUACCCCAGUCCAUGUCUGGUCAUCGUCAAUGUGAUUCUGAAUCUUGCAGGAGUUGGUUUUGCCAUUACAGCCAUCACACUCUACAGCCUCAGAAUGACACACAUGUGGGUGUAUUGGUUGUGUAAGGAUAAUAACAAUCGAUAUUACUAUCAUCACUCACCCUCUUCUUCUGGGGAAAAGAGAAUGGAGCAGAAAUGCUUGAGAGUCAAGGACAUGAUGUUGAUGCUGCUGAGGAGCAUGCACGGUCUGAUGAUUGUCCUCUCAACCCUGGAGCUCUGCCUCACCAUCAGCUCCGCCGUCCUGGGGAUCAAGGCUCUGAGGAGAAGGGGGAAGGACGAAAAGAUGUCUACAGGAGCAGGCAGGAUGGCUCUCACAAUCUCCAAGACUGAGAGCAGCACUGUAAUCACUUUGACCUCUGACCCCCAAAGUGUUUGUCCUCCUCUGUACCAAAUCCUCAAAAACCUGUGCUGCAGCCCAAUUUGCUGCUCUGUGUCCCAGCACCUGAGGAGGCUCCAGAACACCUCUCAGACAGUACUGGGGACUCUGCAGAUUAUGGUUGGGCUGCUCAACAUCGGCAUUGGUGCGAUCUUUGCUUUUACUCCCAUUUGGGAUAUAUUCGGGUUUUCCUUUUGGGUGGGAGCAUUGUUCAUGUUGUUUGGCAUCGUCUCCAUUUUGUCUGAGAAGUACCCCAGUCCAUGUCUGGUCAUCGUCAAUAUGAUUCUGAAUUUUGCAGGAGUUGGUUUUGCCAUUGCAGCCAUCUUACUCUACGACCUCAGAAUGACCUACAUGGGGCUGUAUUGGUUGUGUGAGGAUGAUAACAAUCAAAAUUACUAUCAUCUCUCACCCACUGCCUCUUCUGGGGAUGAGAGAUGGGAGCAGAAAUGCUUGGAAACCAAGGACAUGAUGUUGAUGCUGCUGAGGAGCAUGCACGGUCUGCUGAUUGUCCUCUCAGCCCUGGAGCUCUGCCUCAACAUCAGCUCCGUCGGCCUGGGGAUCAAGGCUCUGAUGAGAAGGGGGAAGGACGUAAAGAUGAAUGAGGAACCUGAAUACUACAAGCCCCUGCUGGACGAAGUCCCUGGUAACCCUGAGGUCUAGCAAAAAUAAAUCCAGCUUUCUGCUGUCAGUCACAGGUUUUAUAAUCAAACAGUGGACUGAAUGUGCUCUAAUGAUUUACUCAAACUCAGCUGGUCCUUUCGCUGCCAAUCUUCUAGGUCGUUUCCUACAUGUUUUGUUUAAAAAACGUUUGCACUUAUUUUUUUGUAUUUCAGAUAAUACGCUUUAUAUUGGUGUCUCUUUCUUCCGUGUAAAUGUUUUAAAGCUGUUGAUUACAAUUUCUAUUGAAUAAGGUACCUUACGUUUAGCUUGUUUGGAGGUAAAAGGGAGGUUUGUGCGUGUGUGAAAUACUGAAAGGGUUUUUCUUUGCUCUAUUGCACUAUUUAGUCAUUUAAAAAAACAAUGUAAUCGAAACUGUUGACUGUCACAAUAAAAACACAGUUUGUUGACAAAUAAAGCACAGUUAUUACCAAG
Messenger RNA from Trematomus bernacchii (emerald rockcod), 1944 nucleotides. RefSeq lists its product as uncharacterized. Gene Ontology annotation, cellular component: membrane. Bases 97 to 1512 code for a protein of 471 amino acids. Lineage: Eukaryota; Metazoa; Chordata; Actinopteri; Perciformes; Nototheniidae. The transcript has 12 exons. The record is from RefSeq and is a predicted model, not a curated record.